AUGGAUAAUAUGAAUUUAAUUUUAAAUUUUGUGACUCAUAAUUCUAAUGACUCCAAUUCGGAAAUAUCAAGUAUACGAUCAAAAUUGAAAGGAGUUCGUGGAGGUUGGAGAGAAAAAAGCAAAGUUCGCAAGUCUUUGAAAAAAAAUGCAACGAAUUCUAUCAAAAAUUCUCAAGUUCUAGAAAAGUUAUAUAAGAAAUCAAAAUUGGUCAGGCAUUUGGAUUUGAAUAAUAGUAAAAAGCAACAAAAUCAUGAAAAUAAUGAUGAAAAAAAAGAAAAAAAUUCACAUUACAUUAGCAAUAUUAACAAUAUUAAUAAUAUUAGCAGUAAUGGAUUAACAAGAAAUCCACAGAUUAUUUCAUCAAUAUUCACUAAUAAUCCAAAGAUUAUUAAUAUUCCUGAUGAUGAGAUAAAAUCAGAAAAUUCAAAAAAUUCAAAUCAAAAUAAUCAAAGUAAUCACUCUAUUAAUAAUAAUUCAUCUUUCAUUGGCACAGGCUUAAAUUCUGAAUUAAUUUCUAACGUGAAAAAAAAACUUGGGAUCGAAAAACCAACAAAUAUACAACAAAAAGCAAUCCCAAUUUUAUUGAACUCUAUAAAUGAUGAUGCUGACGUAUUUAUACAAGCCGAAACCGGUUCAGGAAAGACUUUAGCUUAUUUAUUCCCAAUAGUGCAACGUUUAAUGUUUGCUGAACAACAAAAUACACAAGAUACUACUAGGAAUUCAUCAUUUUCUAGAAAUAUUGGUACUCUCGUCAUUAUUUUAACUCCAACACGAGAAUUAGCAAAGCAAAUCCUUUUAGUUAUAAAUUCUUUAAUUAAUAUACCAUCUUCGAAACUUUCUACUCUUCAUUUAACUCAUUGGAUAGUUCCUGGAUCAAUUAUAGGAGGUGAAAAAAAACAAUCCGAAAAGGCCAGACUUCGUAAAGGUAUAAAUAUUUUGGUCAGCACUCCUGGAAGAUUAUUAGAUCAUUUACAAACCACAAAAUCAUUUAUAGUGAAACAUUUACGUUGGUUAGUACUUGAUGAAGCGGAUCGUCUUUUGGAAUUGGGAUUUGAAGAAAAACUUCAAUCAAUACUAAAAAUACUUGAUGAAAAAAGUAAUGAUGAUGAUAUUCAAAAUCAAUUACCUUUCACUUCAUCAUCUUUGCCACGGAGAAGACAAACCAUUCUUUGUUCUGCUACAUUAAAAAAUAAUGUUAAAAAUUUAGCGGGAUAUGCUUUGGAUAGUCCAAUUUUUAUAGGGGAAAAAAAUGAUCCCGAAGAUUCUAGUUAUUCAACUCCUAAUCAAUUACAACAAACUUAUGUGACCACACCUGCCAAAUUACGUUUGAUUACUUUGACUUCAUUAUUGAAAUCUACAUUUAGAGAAAAAAAUACAAUAAAUUCAAAGAUUGUUGUAUUCUUAUCAUGUUGUGAUUCCGUUGAUUUUCAUUUUGAUUUGUUUGCCAAUUCUGGGAAAUUUCCCAGAGAACAAAUUGAUGAUUCAAAAAAUAAAGUUAAAAUACAAUCUUUUGAAGAUAAUAACAACGAUUUAUCUAAAUGUUCAUGUUAUGUUAAGAGUACAAUAAUUCCUAAUACAACACUUUAUAAAUUACAUGGAGAAUUAUCACAAGCUGAUCGCACAACAAUAUUUAAUAAUUUUAGUAAAGCAGAAACUGGUAUAUUAUUUUGUACAGAUGUCGCAGCUCGAGGUCUUGACCUUCCUGGUAUUUCAAAGAUUAUACAAUAUGAUCCACCGAUUGAUAUAAAAGAUUAUGUUCAUCGUGUGGGAAGAACUGCUAGGUUAGGUAAAAAAGGAGAAGCAAUCUUAUUUUUGUUACCAAGUGAAAUUGAAUAUAUUAAUGCUUUAAAAUCACAUGGAAUACAUGCAAAAUCUGUUAAAGUGGAAACAUUAUUAGAAAGUCUAAUGCCAAUUAAGAACCAGGAAUAUGAAUUUGAAGCAACAAACAUACAGUUAAAAUUUGAAAGAUAUAUUCUUUCAAACUCAAAGUGUACAGAAUUAGCAGAGAGAGCGUUUUCAUCAAGUAUUCGAGCAUAUGCCACACAUUCUUCCUUGGAAAAACAAAUAUUUCAUAUCAAAAAAUUACACCUUGGUCAUAUAGCUAAAAAAAAGGAAUUAUCAGGAAAUACCAAAAAUUUAAAUGCCAAAAGAAAAUUCGAUUUUUUGAAUAAUAAAUUCGCAACCACGAGGAACAAGAAACCAUGGAUAAAGAAUAAAGUUUUAAAUUAUUUAUACUUGGGUCCUGGACCCAAACAAAAACCCGUCAGAGCGCAAAUAAUUGAGUUUUUUACAAUUAAUACCGAACAACGGAACCUUGAUAAAAUUAUUUAUGCAGAAAUUCAUGACACGGAGUAUAGCAUUCGAUGUUCCUUUAAUGCAAUUUGUUCGCAAGAGUUUGAAUGCCAAAAUAGAAUUACUCUGCAAUCUAUAAAGGGAGCAUUUAUAAUCAUUCACGAAUACUCUAUAAUCCAUUAUCAUAACAAAUCUUCAAAUUUAAUUACUUUAGAAAUUAAAAAAUUUAAUUAUUCUGCAAAUAUUGUACCGGAAUUUGAUUAUUCUUUAAAAUCUAUUUACGACGAUAUGGACUAUCAAGCUGGAAUAAAACGUAGCGCGAACAAAAAUAGAAACCCUUUUGAACAUCCUGGAUGGAGGAACGUAGAUAAAAGGAUUCAUUCGAUGUCAUGUCGAAAAAUCCCUUACGACCAGCAAAAAAUACUUGAUCAAAUACCAGGUUUUACUCCCGAUUUUGGAUGGGAAAUAACCAAUCCUGAGUACGACGUUAACGAAAGUAUUGACGAUCAGGAUUCCGUCUCUUCUGAUGAUGAUCAGACUUUGUCUUCUCCAGAAUCUACUUUAAGUUCGGCUGGAGAUCCUGUUAUAGAAUCAGACGAAGAAUUGUCGUUAAAUGCAUCAGAAGAGCAAGUGCAGGAAAUUAGGAAAUGUUUAAAACGAAACAACGAAGAGAAUGUUGAAAAUAAAAAGACGAAAUUACAUAAAAGUGCUACAUGA
Diversispora eburnea is the source of this 3009-nucleotide messenger RNA. The record is from the annotation of a GenBank genome assembly. Lineage: Eukaryota; Fungi; Glomeromycota; Glomeromycetes; Diversisporales; Diversisporaceae.